UUGGCAUCCCUCAUUCAUAUCACAAGCACUAAUCUCAGAGUGUCGAAGAUUACCACAUCCAAAUUCAUCCAAUCAAGAUGUCGCGCCAACUUAUCUCGAGCGAGAAGUUCCCUCCCAAGCCUCACAACUGCCCCGCAGUCAAAGUUCCCGGACUUGUUUUUUGUGCCGGACAAACUGCCACUGGAGAGAUUAAGCAAGCCACACGAACUGUACUCCAAAACCUCAAGGAGGUGCUCGAGCUAUCCGGGUCGUCGCUCGAGCAAGUAGUCAAGUACAAUGUCUACCUGGCAGACAUGAAGGACUUUGCUGCCAUGAACGAGGUGUAUAUCGAUUUUCUGCCCAAGCCAAUGCCUUCUCGGUCGUGUCUGCAGGCAGUUCCUCCGGGGGAUGGAACGGUCAUUGAGAUUGAGUGUAUCGCACAAGCUUGA
Messenger RNA from Aspergillus costaricaensis CBS 115574, 428 nucleotides. Its product is annotated as RidA family protein. Gene Ontology annotation, cellular component: mitochondrion; cytosol. The record is from RefSeq and is a predicted model, not a curated record. Lineage: Eukaryota; Fungi; Ascomycota; Eurotiomycetes; Eurotiales; Aspergillaceae. Bases 78 to 428 code for a protein of 116 amino acids. Gene Ontology annotation, molecular function: deaminase activity. The transcript is spliced from 3 exons.